This is a messenger RNA of Gasterosteus aculeatus aculeatus (three-spined stickleback), 1909 nucleotides long. NCBI's taxonomy places the organism in Eukaryota, Metazoa, Chordata, Actinopteri, Perciformes, Gasterosteidae. The record is from RefSeq and is a predicted model, not a curated record.
AUGGCAGCCUUUCCCUUCGCCGCACUCACGCUCCUCGCCCCGCCGGUGCGCUGGUUGUCGGCGGCCCUCUGGAAAGUGGAUGAAGAAGAGAACCGUGAUGCAGUACGAGGUGGUGGAGGAAAGUCGUGACCUCCCGCCUGCGAGACCGUCCCAGGACUGCUGACCGUGAGACACCAGGCCAAGCUGGCUCUGGGGCUAAGAGAACGAGUGAGCCUCCGAUGCGACUCCUACACCCCCCCUCCACCCUCCCCACCUUAUUCUGUCCCAUCGUGUUAUUGUCCUUUUAGAGAUGUACAUCGAGAGCAUUUUUAUUUUCAGUUGAUCUUGGAGCUGUGCAGCAGGCGGCCGGAGGAAAAGGUCAUCGUGCCGCACCUGAAGAGGAUGCGCGCUCCUGCUGCUAUGUCAACCUCCUGCGCUUCUGCAAUGAAGAGGGACGUAAAGGUCCGGAAAACAGUGGAAAGUUUCAAUUUACUAGUUGACAUUUUGCUAAAAGAUCCAACGGAGAGACAACGCUUCUACGAGGAGGACUUUCCUUUGGAUUACGGGCCAAAGUUUGACCAGGAGCUGGAGAAGCUCCUGUGGGAGUUUUUGAUUCGACUGGAUCAGUUACUUCCGGUUCCCAGCCUUGCUCAGACGGUGUCGUGGCUCAGCGAAGCGCCCGCUGUCCUGGAGGAGUGUGCGCGGGCGGCGACCCAACCGCAGCUCCUCAGGGUCUUGCUUCAACAUCAAACCUGUCUGGGCCACCUGGAGGCUGCAGCAUCGCUCCCUCCGAACAUGGGAGACUCCAUCCUAGCUUCACUUUCUCUGCCCCCCUCUGGAAGGAUACCUUCAAAUCCAUCAACAGGAGCCAAAACGUCCCGAGCGGACCAGUCCAAUAGCACACAGAGAGCAGACAAAACGGCAUUCAUCACACCCGUUAUCGGACUCAUAUCCAACGAAGACGUGCCGGCUAUGGUGAGGAAAACGGAUGCAACAAAUGAGCACCCGCACCCCAAAAAGAACUUGAAAUACACUGGGGUCAAAGAGAGACAGACGAAAGAUGGUGAAGAACGAGUGGAGGCGGGAGAGCGACACCUCAAAACGGCCUCAGAAGGUGGAAUAAAGCGCAAGCAACCCGACCAAGGAGAAAGCGAAUCUGAGGAGGUGGAGGAGGUGGUCUGCAUAUCCAGUUCCGGGGAAGAGAGCGUGAGCAUGAGUUUAAGAAAUGUAGCGAGCACGACCGAGCCGAGUCGGAGCGGUGGGAGCCGAGGAGCCGUAGAAAGCGAGCGGCGUGCCCUGGAGGGCUGUUUGACCCGACUGGGCGUCCGAAGGCUGCACCUCCCCGACGAUCCGUUCCUCUGCUCCGUCUUUGUCACCUGCCUGAAGAGCCAACCCAGAGUUGAGGUGGAUAAAAUGACUCUCGCCGGAGACUCCUCCUACGCGAAAACGCCGACUCCGAGGAGGCGUUCACCAGCCAAAGCCGCGGUGCAGAGCCACAGCCGGCCGCUGGACCCACAGCUGGAGGAUAAAGAAAAUCUUCCUGUAUUACCAAGUAUGAGCAGCUCUCCCUCUCUGCAGCGCCGUCACACAGCGACGUCGGGCCUCGUAGUCUGCUCCGACGACUACGUGGCCGACUCCGAGGACGAGGCGACUAAGAACUUCAAAAGCAGGCUGUUCGUGAAGCGCUACCACAAGACCAAACACGGCACGUAUGUUCCCACGCUGCGGGAGUUCUGGAAGCCCGGGACGACGCAGCGGGACCUGAAGUCUACUGGAGGCAGAUGAGGCAAAUGGAUUUCACCCGCCGAAAUCUUUUCUGUCGUCGUGGACUUUUCUCUGCUCAUAGGUGCCCGUCGUGCAGAUGUGUGUCCUUUUCCAGAUUGUCAGUGUGUUGUUUUAUGUAAAUAAAGACCGGAAUAUUUAAAACCAA